CCCACAGACCACCGAGGAUCUGCCGCACAAACAACCCUUAUACAGGUGGGGGCGACGGCCGAAGAAAGACACACAAAAAUGGCGGGAAAUUGCUCAUCCUUCCUCCUACCUUAGAACUGCAGAUGUAUUUCUAUCUCCUCCCCAUUUAUUCAGGCGAAGAUCUACGCUUUCUGCAUCCAAGUCAUGCUUGCAGUCGACGCCCUAGAAAUCCUAGGGCAGAUCGAAGUCCUCGUCAUCGAUAAGCUUCAAGUGGUAUCGUAUAAAUGGCUCAGUCGAAACUUCUCCAUAUCAUCAAAUCAGGCCAAAAAGUUGCUUCAAGAGUUUGUUGACAAACAUGACACCAAGGUGGAAGUGUUAUAUUCGUUGGCUGGAUGGUCGAAGAGCAAUCAUGAAACAUACUGUGUAAAACUUGCUUCUGGGCAGAAGCUUGCAGAAGUAAUAAAGGAAUUUGAUGGUAAUUGUUCAGUUGAGGUUUACAGCAUUCAAAGUUGUUUACCGAAAGAUCUUGCAGUGCUUUGGAAUGCUGAAUUUGUUCAAGCAGAGGAGCUCUUUAAUCAACCAUCAGCUGUUGAAAAUUCUUUGAGGGACAAUAGGUUUGGUGGCAUUUCCAAUGGCUUCGUUAAACGUGCUAUCAAUGGUCAAUCAGCUGCUGUUUCUUCGACUUCUCAACUUAAAGAUAAUGUUGGAAUCGUGCAAACUAAAGCCUGCAACAUUCCUCAGGAUGAGAAUUUGCAACCCCAGCAGAGCAAAGGUGGUGUAAAGGUAGAGCCGAAGGCCUCUAAUGCAGUGGGGUCUGUUGACAAAGCUGAUCAAAAUCCUGGCAAGAAUACUACUAAGUUUAAUCCUGUCAAAGAAACAGCUAAUCCUGUUCAGGCUAACAGAAAGAGGAGUGUUCUAAAUGAGAAAACCUCAUCUGGAACUGGUGGGUCAUUGACCACACUGUGGGAUUGUGCAUCAGUGAAGUCAAAACCUUCAAGUAUGGCGUCACAUUCCACCCAUCAUAGUGGAAAUGCUGCCUUUACUGCCGAUGCUCAAAUUCAUGCGGAAGAGGCGGCUGAUGCAUUGAGUAGUGAUGAUGAGGGCUACGGUGUAUCCUACAAGAGAGAAUCAAAUGGUUCUGGCACUAGGAAAAGACAGUUGAUUAUUAGUUAUUCAGACGAAGAAGAUGAAAAUGAUAAUGUGGUGUCCCUAGCAUCUCCAAUUCCUCCAAAUGAAAAGUCAUUUCCAGACUCUUUGCAAAAUGCUGAAAAUUUGAGUAUGAAGACGGAGACAGUCAGUGCUGAUAAACUAAAGGCCAAAAAAUUAGUUAAUGAGCGAGCAAAUAAUGAAAAGAGUUGCGAGUUAUCAUCAUCAGAAAAUAAUGGCAUAGCCGAGGUUUCUUUUCCGAAGGCUGAAAAUAACUUGCAUAAUGUUGUUGCCAGCACAAAUGAAAAGGAGAAUGUUUCUAUGGUAUCCAAAAGGAAGAAAGUGGUGAAGAAACGAAUUGAUGAGCGAGGAAGGGAAGUAAUGGAGGUUGUUUGGGAGGAUUCUGUAUGCAGCAAGCCUGUUGACAAGGAUAACACCAAUGAUGCAGGAAAUAGGUCUACCGCCGCAAUCAAAGAACAAGCAACUGGGACCAACGCACCACCAAAUACUGGAACAAAAGCAGGCACCAAGAAACCGGGAAAAGCCGGCGCUAAUGAUACAAAGCAAGGAAAAAUUUCAUCCUUCUUCAAGAAGAUCUAACUCAGGCUUCAGAUUUUUAUUUCCCCAAAUGCUGCGCAGAAACAGUUCAUAUUUACUUAAGAGUUUGUAUAUACUACCAGAAACUCCUCGUUGCUUCAGAUCUGUUUCUCAGCUAAAUUAUCUAUGCAAAAGCUUGUUUCAGGAUUAAGGUUUUUGUAGAUGUAAGUCCAGGCUUCAUAAAUCCAUCUCUUCUCAGAUCUUUUUAUUAGAUCAACAAAUGUCUCAUUUUUGUACAUUUUGAUGGAUUAAAUGCCGUUUUAUGCCAUCUUAUCU
This is a messenger RNA of Phalaenopsis equestris, 1998 nucleotides long. RefSeq names its product DNA polymerase delta subunit 3. NCBI's taxonomy places the organism in Eukaryota, Viridiplantae, Streptophyta, Magnoliopsida, Asparagales, Orchidaceae. Gene Ontology annotation, cellular component: nucleus; delta DNA polymerase complex. Gene Ontology annotation, biological process: DNA synthesis involved in UV-damage excision repair; nucleotide-excision repair, DNA gap filling; DNA replication. Gene Ontology annotation, molecular function: DNA-directed DNA polymerase activity. The record is from RefSeq and is a predicted model, not a curated record.